Symbiodinium necroappetens is the source of this 2970-nucleotide messenger RNA. The record is from the annotation of a GenBank genome assembly. Lineage: Eukaryota; Dinophyceae; Suessiales; Symbiodiniaceae.
AUGGUGCAUUACGCAAGCUUUACCUGUCGUUUUGGUGCCUUCUUCUUUGUGGUACUCCAUUUCUGGCCGGGCUGGUCCCAAAUCCAGCCCUACCCUGGCAUGCAGCAAUCUCAUGAUCUUCGAGAGAUGCGGGGUAGAGACCCGAGGGUUUGGUCUGACUCCACUGUCGACCUGGGAGCUCGUUCUCGGGCAAAACAUUCUGGAAAGGACACCAAAGCCGACGACAACAUGCAGGCGAAAUUUACGUGGAUCCGCAAGCGUGCUUUUAGGCGUGCUUGCCGACGUGCAACACAGAAUGGCAGGGGUGGUACCAUGUAUCGGGGCCAUUGGAUGACGACAGAGGCCUUGUUGGGUCAGCGCCUGUCGACAGUAAGUGACCCAGCCCCGCGCGCUUCGGUGACUUCAAAUAGGCCUUUGAACCUGCGCCAAGUACCGCGGCUACGUGUACGCACGUACAACCUAGGUGGGGUCAACACUGCUGUCUACGACACUCUCUGUGCCUGGUUACGGACUCAACCUGAACUGGACAUUCUCUUUCUACAAGAGAUCCACUUUGGAUUUGGUCGCGAGGAGGCGACGUGGGUCAUCCCAGGGUGGCUCUUUAUAGUAGCUCCCGACUCGUCUUCCAGGUACAGCGGGGUGGGAAUGGUGAUUUCAACUCGAAUCGCAUCUCCGCAGACUGUGUCGUUUUGCACGUGGGCUCCAGGGCGCAUCUUACAGGCGCGCUGUCAGGGCUCGCGUGUCAAUCUCGAUCUCUUUUCGGUGUAUCAAUGGGUGCGCAAGGACUCUUCGGACGAAGUACAGUCUGGGAAACGCUCGGAUCUUUGGCAUCAGCUGAGCAGGGCCCUUGGCAACGUGCCGAGACGCAACUUGCUGGUUGUUGGUGGCGAUCUGAAUUCUUCUGUGGUUUCGAGCCCUGGCUUGAUUGGCAGAGGUUUGCUUAAAGAUCAUGAAAAGCGUUCUGAUCCGGAGCUCAUCAGUAUGAUUGAAGAGCAUCAGUUGAACGGUAGCGUAGCUACGCAGAUUGAUUUCGUUGCAGUACGUAAAGGGGCUGCGGAUAGGAUUGCCAAGCAAGCCUGCACAGCCAAUAUCCCCUUUGUGGCCGGAUGGAUGCUUAAGCGCAGCGCGCUCCGGGUGGGCGAAUGCAGCAGGUCUUUGCAGGAGCGCAUAGCCUGUGCAGAUCGCGCGGCCUCGCGCCAUGAUCUUCGUGAAGUCUUCAGUAUCAUUCAGCAAAUUGCACCGAAGAGGACCUUCGCCAUGACCGCCAUGCAAGAGGAUCCGGAUCUAAUGCAAGCCCUGGCAGCACGGCAGCAGCUGGAGGAAGUGUGGCAGGGACAAGAUGCCAAAAGGCUGCAGAAGGAGGAGGAACGGCCCGAGAACUCUCUCCCUGCCAAGUUCCACAGGGGCCAGACCAAGGGGCAGAACACCAGCGGCAAGGGCAGUUGGGAUGCCUGGAACCAGGGCCACUGGGGAGACGGCGACAAGACCUCCACUCCGGACUACGGGACCCAGGCCUUGAUUCGGUCAAUGACCAAGCUUGUGCUGAGGCAGGAGGAGGAACUCGGUCGCCUUCGCAUCGAUACCUCCUGGAUGUUUUUCCUCGACAAUCAGCCCGACGGACUGGUUCCUGUUCUCCAACGAACGGCGGAACAGUGGCAGCAGCAGUACGAGGCGCAAAAAGUGGAUACCAGUCUGAGGGUGAUCUUGUUCCUUGCUAUGAUCAAGGAGGUGGCGAGUCGCCUUGGGGGCUUCCUCGAUCAGGAGGCUCACAUGACACGGGCAGUGAAUGUGGGAUGGGCCUCGCCGGGAGCCACGGCCUUGAGCCCCAUGUGGCACUACCAGCAGUGGAACCCCGAAACGAGGCAGGUGGAGGCGGGCUCCCCGAACACCAUCACCAGAUUCAAGGCCGCGCGCCGGCUCGAGGGCGAUCACGCGGCGGCUGUGGUACCCUUCAUGCUUUCUUUAAGCCUGCGAAGCGAGUCAGCAGCUCUGUGCCAUGCGGCGCUGGUGGCUCUCGACAACAAUGCCAGCAUGAAGUACGCGGCUCUUCGGCUGAGACCGGAGCGAGGAGCCAGAUCAGCCCUGGCCAAGGAAGUCGAGGAGAACUACCUCCAGUUGAGCUACACAGACUGGCAGCGCCGUUCGCGUCAAUGGCAGAAGCUGACACUGCCAGAGUCGAUUUAUUAUGAUGCGCAGGAGGGUUGGCUUUUGUGGGAUGGGCUUUGUCAAGCGCUGCAGAUGCAUGGCCGGACCAUGCCACCGGCUCUGUCUGUGUCGGGGCGCAAUGAUCUUCUGGCCUUUGCGAGACAGGAGCUUCCGGAGGAAGCAUAUAUGCAGCUGGUCACGUACGCGGACGAGCUCAGUCGCUCGUUGCCGAGUACGCGUGAUAUUGGCUUCCCGCCACAGAUUGCGGAUGUGGAGCAUAGUAGGCAUCCAGCUGAGGAGUUGGCGUGGGCUCUGCUUGAUGAAGGCAGAGGCUCUUUGUGGCAUGCCAUCCGAGCCAUUGCGACGCUGCUGCCUUUUGACCGUUGUGCACGGCGCUCCGCAUCCUCGCCACAUAUGGCGUUUGCAGCUGGGGCGUACGGGCAUCACGGUUACGUUGGCAUGCACCAUCAUACGCAGUUGAUGCCGCGAGUCUGCAGGUUGUUCAACCGUUUCAUCCUCAGCAUUUGCCCUGACCAUCGCUGGACCAGCUUUCAGGUUUUGUGUGAUAGUCUGCUGGAUGUGCACAUUGACUCCCAGAAUGCCAGACUGGAUAGUUUCAUGAUUGGUAUUUCGUACUUCAGUGAGGGUGCUGUCUGGGUGCAAGACUCACAAGGCCUUGACUUUGAGGACGUACGAGGUGCUGUCGUGACAACUAUGGUGCGCUGGGUGGACGACCCAGCUGAGCGCUCGGGACAGGGGGCUGUCAACUUGAGUUUUGUGGACCUGGCCACCGACACUGCUGCUCUCUUUGUGCAGCCAGUCUAG